AUGGUGCCUCGUAUCCCAUUUGGCUGCUCGCACGCAACAGGGCCGUCCGCACCGCGCAACGAUAGCGACGCUGACAAGUCUGGGCGGCGAUUGCUGGGUGCUGGGGACUAUACGGAAGGAUACGGGUGCGAUUGGCGGCGCGGAAUCCCGGCCCCAGCCAGUAUCUUCGAGCUCGUGUCGGCGUUUUCCAGCCUCGCGCUUUCACUUCUCACAACCUCGUUACUUGCAACAGUUGACACUACGAACUCUCAGUAUCGCAUGGAUCGUGAGCGAACAGGUGCUCUCAAAGUAGCCAUAGAAGGAGCUAUACAUCCUGAUAAUGACAAAGAGCAAAUUGAUGGGAAAGAUCGUAGCGACUCUUGCUGCGAUGAUACCGACUGUAAAUGCGACGACACUUGUUUGGAGCAAUUAGCCAGAGCCAUAUGUGCUAACGAUGCUGGGCAUAUUCAUGAUCAUCAAGGUACUGAGGCCGAGCUGCAGGAUCAUAUCAAUAUACAUUCGGACUGCACUACCUGUUUCGCAGAAUCCGAUGAUGCUUCAAGGGGCAGUAACGCCGAUAAGAAAACCUCGGACUCAGAACAGAACGCUAUCGAGAGUGUUACAGUGAUAUCUCCCGCUACCCAUUUUCAUGAAAAGGGUGAUGCCUGUGGCCACAUCGGUCUUCGGAGGCGAUUCACCAGCCGCAGUGACACUGUCAUUGAUCCUUCAAGUCUUCCUUCCGAAGCCUGCGGUCUGCACUUGUCGUUCGCGCGCAAGCGUUAUCAGGAUACUUUGACUGCCUUUGGAUGCAUUUGCAAGGCGAUGCUUGCUCACGGCCUAAAGUCCUGCUGUACUACCGGACACUCGCAUCAAGCCCGCUCAUCUUCCCGACUUUCCUCUUCGGCGCGUUCGUCCUUACUUUCCGGGAGAAGUCGCUCGCCUACUGUUAGCUCUUGCUGUAAAAGCAGCUGUUGCUCUGAUGGACAAGCCAACUGCGCUCGUUCUAUCCGUCCAUCCCUCGACAAAGCGGCAACUUGUGGGUCUGAAUGUGGAACUGCCAGAUGUUACGAGGGCAAACGAUUCGCGUCGGCAUCCAGGGUCUCGGUUGAUUCCUGUUGUGACCGGCGUCGCAAUCCUCCCCGUUCUUUACAUGUUUCUGAGGUCGACUGUGACAAUAAGUUGUCCGAGAUCGUUGGGAUUUUGGGGGUUAGCGCGGCGGAGAAGGGGCUCAGUGGACCCAAGGAGCACGCCGUCGUUGCCAUCAGGGGGAUGACGUGUACUGGGUGCGAGAACAAAGUCAUCCGCGUCCUUCGUGGUAUCCCGGCCGUCCACAAUGUCAAGACCAGUCUUGUUCUCUGCCGUGCCGAGUUCGAUUUGGAAAACGGUAUAAUCAGUUUGCAGGAUCUGCUACAAAUUGUGGAGAAGCGUACAGGUUUUUCUGUCGAGGCCAUCAGCGCUGGGCCGACACGCGAGCUACGCUUCGCUAUGGAACACACCUUGAUUGAUGCAUUCGUAGCAAUGAUUAUGCCGGAAGGCGUGGAGUUCACUGGUCGCGUCGACAAAGGCUCAGCUGUUGUCGCAUACAACCCUCGUGUAACUGGAGCCCGCAAAAUCAUGGACCACUAUAAGGCAUUUUCCCCCUCGUUGGCUCCAGAACCGAGCGAUCCUGCACUCGUCGCUGGUAUAAAGCAUAUUCGGACCCUCGCGUUGCGCACGAUCACGUCCGCCACGCUCACCGUACCUGUUCUGAUUAUGGCCUGGGCGCCGCUGCCUCAGCAUCCGCGGGAAUAUGCAAUUGCGUCAUUCACGCUCGCGACCAUCGUCCAAAUUCUAAUAACCGGACCUGUCUACUUAAGCGCAUUCAAGAGCCUGUUUUUCUCAGGCCUGGUAGAAACGGAUUUGUUGAUUGUUCUGAGCACCACCACCGCAUAUGUCUACUCCGUCGUUGCCUUCGCUUUCGAAAUGAACGACCACCCACUAUCCGUAGGCGAAUUCUUCGAGACGAGCACCCUCCUUGUGACCCUAAUCAUGCUAGGGCAGCUCGUGAGUGCUGUCGCGCGCCAGCGGGCGAUUGAAGCAAUCUCCAUUCGCUCCUUGCAGCAGAAUACCGCAACUUUGAUCCAUUCUGACGACCGAAAAGAGGACGUGGACAUUCGUCUUUUGCAGUACGGCGAUGUUUUUGAAGUGUUGCCCGAUUCACCUAUCGUGACCGAUGGAACCGUACAAUCUGGUCAAAGCGAAGUGGAUGAGGCAAUGAUGACAGGCGAGUCUCGUCCUGUCAUCAAGGCUCCUGGAAGCAAGGUCAUUGCAGGCACAGUCAAUGGGCCGAGCACACUUAUGGUCGAGGUGGAUCGUCUGCCCGGAGAGAACACUAUCAGCGACAUAGCGGAGAUGGUCGACGACGCCCGUUUUUCGCGCGCAAAGGUGCAGGCAACAGUGGACAAGGUUUGCGGCUGGUUCGUCCCCAUUGUUCUCACCAUUGCCAUAGUUACUUUUGUUGCCUGGCUCGCUGUCGGACUAGCUGUGCGCAAGCAAUCUGGCAGCGAGGCUGCCAUCGUGGCGCUCACGUAUGCGAUCGCUGUCCUGGCCAUAUGCUGCCCUUGUGCGAUUGGUCUGGCCGUGCCCAUGGUGAUACUCGUAGCUGGUGGGGUGGCCGCGAAAGUUGGGCUGGUAUUCAAGGCUGCAACAACUAUCGAGUCUGCACGCAAUGUCUCUCAUGUUGUCUUCGAUAAGACUGGCACGCUCACACAGGGGCAUCUCGUAGUUAUUUCUAGCGACAUUCAUAAUCUGCCAGACGUCGACGUACAUUCUGCUAUCUAUGAUCUGGUCAAGUCCAGCAGGCACCCUGUUGCACGUGCUGUGGCAGACCAUCUAACGUCGGUGGAGAAAGCAGCUGGCACAACUCAGGUCAGCGAUGUGAAGAUGAUGACAGGUCAAGGAAUACAAGGCACUAUCGCUGACAGGAUUAUUCGCGGUGGUAGUGCUCGCUGGAUUGAAGUCGAGAACCAUCCCAUGGUUCAACCGCUUCUGUCAAAGGGCCUCACGACUUUUUGUGUCGCAUUCGGUGACCAACUUCUUGCAGUUUUCGGUCUCGGGGACGCUUUACGCCCAGAAUCUCUCUUUGUUGUCGACAACCUCAAGAAGCGCGGCAUUGCGGUCUCCAUCUUUAGUGGCGACCACCCAGCCGCAGUGGAGACGAUUGCAGUGGCCUUGGGCAUUCCUAUGGAGAACGCGAAGGCGGCCUGCAUGCCCGCAGAUAAACAGAGGUACAUCAAGGAAUUGGCUACCAGAAAUGAAGUAGUCCUCUUCUGCGGGGAUGGCGCAAACGAUGCUAUCGCGUUGGCACAGGCGGAUAUCGGUGUGCACUUACAUACUGGAGAAGGCGCUGGCUUUGCUGCAUCCACGGCCGCGGACGUUGUUUUGACCCAUCCUUCGCUUAUGGGCAUCCUGACGCUCUUGGAACUGUCCGAGGCGGUCUCUCGGAGAAUACUGCUAAAUUUCGCAUGGUCCGCUAUCUACAAUCUCGUAGCAAUUCUCUUCGCAGCCGGUGCAUUUGUUCAUGCAAGGAUUGCACCUGCUUAUGCCGGACUGGGGGAGAUUGUCAGUGUGGUGCCUGUAGUGCUAGUGGCUUUACAACUAAAGUGGUUCAAGCCGCAGCUGUAA
Molecule: messenger RNA, 3642 nt
Organism: Fibroporia radiculosa
Lineage: Eukaryota; Fungi; Basidiomycota; Agaricomycetes; Polyporales; Fibroporiaceae
Exons: 4
Coding region: 1-3642 (1213 amino acids)
Biological process (GO): monoatomic cation transport
Cellular component (GO): membrane
Molecular function (GO): metal ion binding; ATPase-coupled monoatomic cation transmembrane transporter activity; ATP hydrolysis activity
Source: RefSeq, a predicted model, not a curated record